Phaethon lepturus (White-tailed tropicbird) is the source of this 1440-nucleotide messenger RNA. It is a transcript of the gene PXYLP1, whose product is annotated as 2-phosphoxylose phosphatase 1. Gene Ontology annotation, cellular component: Golgi apparatus. The transcript is spliced from 5 exons. Lineage: Eukaryota; Metazoa; Chordata; Aves; Phaethontiformes; Phaethontidae. Bases 1 to 1440 code for a protein of 479 amino acids. Gene Ontology annotation, biological process: chondroitin sulfate proteoglycan biosynthetic process; glycosaminoglycan biosynthetic process; dephosphorylation. The record is from RefSeq and is a predicted model, not a curated record. Gene Ontology annotation, molecular function: phosphatase activity.
AUGCUUUUCCGAAACCGUUUUCUGUUCUUGCUGGCUUUGGCAGCCUUAUUAGCCUUUCUGAGCCUCAGUCUACAAUUCUUGCAUUUAAUCCCAGUAAACCCCAUCAGGGAAGAUGCUUUGAGUCCUAAAAGCCGAAAGAGAAUAAUGCCUGAUUUGCUGACUGAGCCUCCUGCAAUAGAUCCUGUUUAUGAAGCUCAUGUUUACUGCAAUAUUCCCACCAUUGCUGAACGCAGCAUGGAAGGUCAUGCGCCUCAUUAUUUUAAGCUCGUGUCUGUUCAAGUGGUGAUUCGACAUGGCGACAGGUAUCCGCUGUAUGCCAUUCCCAAGACAAAAAGACCUGACAUUGACUGUAUGUUGCUGCCAAGCAGGAAACCUUCUCAUCCUCAGCUUGAAGCUUUCAUUAAACAUAUGUCCAAAGGGUCUGCAGCCCAAAUGGAUGGUUCCCUAAGCAGCCUGCCUCGUUACCCUAGUCAUUCUUUGUGCGAAAUGGGAGAGCUUACACAGACAGGGGUUGUACAACACUUGCGAAAUGGACAACUGUUACGAGAAAUUUAUAUAAACAAACAUAAACUGCUUCUGAGUGACUGGACAGCAAAACAGCUCUACUUGGAGACGACAGGAAAAAGUCGAACCCUGCAGAGUGCACUGGCACUGCUCUACACUUUCUUGCCAGAUUUUGACUGGAAGAAAAUUAACAUGAGGCAUCAGUGGAGCACCAUUUUUUGCUCUGGAAGCUGCGACUGUCCUAUGCGAAACCACUACCUAGAAGAGGAACAGCGCAGACAGUACAGUUUACGGGUGAAAAACAAUGAUUUGGAGAAAAUAUAUGUGGAUAUGGCAAAGAUUGUAGGCAUUCCCACCAGGCAGUUGAGAGCUUCUAAUCCAAUAGAUUCUCUCCUGUGCUAUUUUUGUCACAACGUCAGUUUUCCGUGUACCAAAACUGGUUGCAUUGGUAUGGAACACUUCAAAGUUAUCAAAAGACAUCAGUUGGAGGAUGAGAGAGAGAGACAGGAAAAGAAACUCUAUUUCUUGUAUGCACUAUUGGCUACUCAUCCUCUUCUCAACCAGACUGUUAAUCGGCUACAGCGUAUUGCAGAAGGCAAGAAAGAAGAAGUAUUUGUUCUUUACUCUGCACACGAUGUCACGUUGUCACCUGUUCUUAGUGCCUUGGGCAUUACAGAGGCCAGAUUUCCAAGAUUCGCUGCCAGAUUAGUUUUUGAGCUGUGGCAGGAUGGGAAGAGACCCAAAGAACACUUUAUCCGCAUCCUGUAUAAUGGCGCUGAUGUCACAUUCCAGACCUCGUUUUGCAAGGAUUAUUAUAAACGUUCCAGCAAGCCGAUGUGCCCACUAGAAAAAUUUGUUAACUUUGUCAAGAGGGAUAUGUUCUUGGUUUUUAACAGCACUAGUUAUUAUGAUGCAUGUCGUAGAAGACCACUGUAG